AUGAACUCGGGUCGCUGGGUUCACAGCGCGGCGCGCUGAUCGCUGCGCGCUGAUCGCUGCGCCACCGUUCCGCACAAGCGCCACAUUAACACGUACGUACCUGUCGCCUCUGCCAAUGCGAUAGGCCCUUGCAGUGGCAGAUGUGACGGAGCGCAAUGCAUCUAUAAAACACAGUGCUGCCACGUCAAAGAUAUUCCCCUCUCGGACCUGAUAAGUUGCAGCUGAGAUAAAUAUUGUUUAUAGGUCCUUCCGAAGCGAUGGAGCUGUUGGCCACGGACCAUAUUUUUGGAUCUUGCAUUGGGUGAUUAUCCGUUAUACGGUCUGUUCUGGAUGACCACAGUCGCACACACGACUGCAGAGUUCUUAUUUUUACAUUUGUGCACCAGGUAUCCAUCGUUGACCCUAUUGGUUUUACAAUAUCAUAGCAGAGCUUACGGAGAAGUGUUCCCCCUACCGAUUAAAAGGUCAGUAGGGGGCACACCGCUUGCCAUUCACCGCAACUUUGAAAAUAAGUUGUCACUUGCAUCGAAUCGUGGACCUCGAGUCGUGAAUUGCCCCACCCCUGGCAGGCAGAGGGAGGAGGCGGCAGAGGUGGAGUGGAGGUGCGGAGUGGGGUCAUCAAGUGCCACGGCAGAGCCCUCGUCGUGGCUUACGGAGGAUCGGCACGGCUGCCCUGGGUUCUGCUUCCAGAUCUGGGCCGUUCUGUCGUCACAUUCAGUGCCGUCGGGGUGUUCAGUUUCCCCUGAACAUCUCGUUACGGCGGGCGGCCAAGCAGCGACCUGCACGCCCGGGGUCUCGCCACUUACACCGUCGCACGUGGCUCGGCUAACCCCGGGCUCCGCGACAUCCUCGCCACUUUCCCCGCAGCAGCAGUGGCGGUGGCGGAGUUGGCACGAGUCGGAUCAUUGUCCGAGCACUGGGCAUUCACAAUUUAUUAACAUCGAUUCUUUCUUUUUAUAUAUGUGUGUGUAUAUAUAUACGGCAUUUUUACGGGUGAAUGUGCCUUUCUCAAUGUUAUCCCGAUCAUCGUAUGUACAGACAGACGUUAUGUGUGCACCAACUCGUGUCGCACCGCACGAAGCCGACCGUGCAAAUCGGAAGUGCAGGGGAAGGACAAGGAAACUAAACGUCAAAGAAAUGAACAGCAGCCCUGUCCAAGUCAUGCGAAGAGACAAAGGGACUGGUCCUAAUCUCUCUCUCUAUCGCGGAGAGGUGCAAGCCCCUCGUGUUUAGAGGGCAACCAGAGAGACGUGGCCGAGUGGCACAGAGGUCAGAGCGCCGAGCUGCUGUAACGGACAUCGCAGGGCGAUCUCUGAGAUCCCUCCCAAUAAUAAAAUAAUAAAAAUAUAAAACAAUACAAUUCUCACGACGUUUAGAUUGCAACACAAGCAAUCAUCAUCAGGCAUGAAAACC
Messenger RNA from Petromyzon marinus (sea lamprey), 1413 nucleotides. The record is from RefSeq and is a predicted model, not a curated record. Lineage: Eukaryota; Metazoa; Chordata; Hyperoartia; Petromyzontiformes; Petromyzontidae.